AACUGCCGGAUCUAUCAGAUGGAUUAAACCUACCACCAAACCCUCCUCACCUCCACUUCCUCCUUCCACGGCCGAUCGCCGCCGCUCACCGCCGCCGCGGCCACCUCUACUUCCGCCGUGCCGCUGCUGGAAGCGCUGGUUUCUGCUCUAUCCUCCGCCAGAUCCACAUCGCCGUUUGCUGACUUCAACAUUUUGAACUAGGAGCUGAUCCUGCUCGCCUCAAUCCAACAUUAGAUCCACUCGCCGCCGCAUCUCGCGCUGCAGCUGAGCUGAUACUUAAUUGCCGCUGCCGCCGCCGUCGUUCUAUGGAGCUGCGGAGAAUGUUGGACGGUGGAAUUGGUGAUUGAGCUGGCUGAGGGAUUGAGGUCAUAUGGUGUUUGUAUUGUGCACUUUAAUAGACAGUAUGGGAUCACUAUGCAGUAGACAUCGGCAGAGUCCAGCUGAUCCUGCGGAGAAUGAGCAGACUGCGGAAAUUGAAAGGCGAAUUGAGCAGGAAACAAAGGCUGAGAAGCACAUUCAGAAACUUCUGUUACUUGGUGCUGGAGAUUCUGGAAAGUCCACCAUUUUCAAGCAGAUAAAACUUCUGUUUCAGAGCGGGUUUGAUGAGGCUGAGCUGAAAGGCUAUACUCCAGUCAUCCAUGCCAAUGUUUAUCACACAAUAAAAAUAUUAUAUGAUGGGUCGAAGGAAUUGGCUCAAAGUUUAGAAGAUUCCUCAAAGUUCAUUGUAUCUGAUGAAAAUAAGGAAAUUGGAGAAAAAUUUUCAGAAAUUGGUGGUAGGUUGAAUUAUCCACGUCUAACUAAGGAGAUCGCACAUGAAAUUGGAACUCUUUGGAGAGAUAAUGCCAUACAGGAAACAUAUGUCCGUGGUAAUGAACUUCAACUUCCAGAUUGUGCUCAUUUUUUUAUGGAAAAUUUGCAAAGACUGUCUGAUAUAGACUAUGUUCCUACUAAGGAAGAUGUUCUUUAUGCCAGGGUUCGGACAACCGGUGUUGUAGAAAUCCAGUUCAGCCCAGUUGGAGAAAACAAGAAAAGUGGGGAAGUAUAUCGUCUCUUUGAUGUGGGAGGCCAGAAAAAUGAACGAAGAAAAUGGAUUCAUUUAUUUGAGGGCGUUUCAGCUGUGAUAUUCUGUGCUGCUAUAAGCGAGUACGAUCAAACUCUCUUUGAGGAUGAUAACAAAAACCGAAUGAUGGAGACAAAAGAACUCUUUGAGUGGAUUCUGAAGCAACCAUGCUUUGAGAAAACUUCGUUCCUGCUGUUUCUCAACAAAUUUGAUUUAUUUGAAAAAAAGGUCCUCAAAGUCCCGUUGAAUGUUUGUGGGUGGUUCAAGGAUUACCAGCCAGUUUCAACAGGGAAACAAGAAAUUGAGCAUGCAUACGAGUUUGUGAAGAAGAAAUUCGAGGAGCUGUAUUUCCAAAGCACUGCACCUGAUCGUGUGGACCGGGUCUUCAAGAUCUACAGAACAACGGCCUUAGAUCAGAAGCUCGUGAAGAAGACUUUCAAGCUGGUAGACGAGACUUUGAGAAGGCGAAAUCUAUUCGAAGCAGGGCUCUUGUGAUGCACCAAAAACCGAAGAAUCAACGCCUCAUGGAGCUUCGGAUUUCUGACUUCACGCUGCUGCUUCUUUUAUCCCCAGGUCACAUAAUUCGGAUUUUUCGAAUGUGGUCAUAUUACCUGUAAUUUAGCACCCCCAAAAAAACUCGCAGUUAUUCCAUUUCCUCGCUGAAAGACCUUCCAAUUUUUACUUUAUUUUAUUUGAUUUUUUUCACUACAACGAUUGACAAAGCACCAUUUCAGCUAUAUGUUUUUUGUUAUUCAUCAUCUGUAAAUGAGGUGAUCUGGCUGUAAAUCACAUUGAUUUUGCACCUUAUGCUAUAUAUAUUUCUUCAAUAUUAUUACA
Molecule: messenger RNA, 1897 nt
Organism: Salvia miltiorrhiza (redroot sage)
Lineage: Eukaryota; Viridiplantae; Streptophyta; Magnoliopsida; Lamiales; Lamiaceae
Product: guanine nucleotide-binding protein alpha-1 subunit
Exons: 13
Coding region: 371-1555 (394 amino acids)
Biological process (GO): adenylate cyclase-modulating G protein-coupled receptor signaling pathway
Cellular component (GO): heterotrimeric G-protein complex
Molecular function (GO): guanyl nucleotide binding; GTPase activity; G-protein beta/gamma-subunit complex binding
Source: RefSeq, a predicted model, not a curated record